Messenger RNA from Tremella mesenterica DSM 1558, 483 nucleotides. RefSeq lists its product as uncharacterized. Gene Ontology annotation, molecular function: acyltransferase activity, transferring groups other than amino-acyl groups. NCBI's taxonomy places the organism in Eukaryota, Fungi, Basidiomycota, Tremellomycetes, Tremellales, Tremellaceae. The record is from RefSeq and is a predicted model, not a curated record. The coding region runs from base 1 to 483 and encodes 160 amino acids. The transcript is spliced from 2 exons.
AUGACUCACCGAGAACCUGUUCAACCAUCAAAAGGUCAAUUGAAGAUAAAAUUAGAUGAACUUUUAACUCCUCUCACUACACCAGAUGCUGCUACCCCGUCAAGUAAGAGUUUAUCAGGUUUCGAAGAUCUCGCGUCACCGACGGAAACUUGCAGCUCCGGGAAUUUGGUGGAUACUACAGGACAUGGGAAGGAGAAGAGGACAUGGGAAAUCAGUUAUGAUCUUUCUCCAGAGAUACAAGGAAGAGGAAUGGGUACCAUAAUGGUUGAUACGGUGAUGAACAGUUGGGUAAGGUUAUUAGGUAUUGAGAGGGUUGUAGGGGUGGUCCAGAUUGAUAAUCCUGCAUCUGCGGCCGUCCUUCGUAAAAAUGGUUUCAAACGUAUUCAAAGCUCCAUAGUUCAAUGGCCUUUGGAGAAAGGGGGUGAUUUUAGAGAAGUGGAGGAAUGGGAAUGGCUGGUCGACCGAAGUCAAGGCCAUUCUUAG